Molecule: messenger RNA, 656 nt
Organism: Ornithodoros turicata
Lineage: Eukaryota; Metazoa; Arthropoda; Arachnida; Ixodida; Argasidae
Exons: 4
Coding region: 9-656 (215 amino acids)
Source: RefSeq, a predicted model, not a curated record
UUCAUGCAAUGUCCCAGCGAUUGGAUCAGCAGCCACCCCAACCUCGACAACUUCUGUCAAGACAGAGGUCAAUGUCAAGUGUGGAAGAUUCAAAGUAUGCACGAGAUUUUGAACAGAUCAUCAGGCUCCUUCACACGAUCAGGCUCAACCAAGAAGAACACGGUGAGCAGCUGCAUUUGAUCAUGUCGGAAAUGACAACUCGGGUGCAUGAAGAGCUGGAUGAUGACUUCCUCCAAAGGCCAUUCGAGGACCUCGAUGAAUUUUUGUUCUUUGACAAUGAACUGAAAACAUCGGCUGACAGAAGAGAGAAACUGAGAGCCUUUUUCUGCAAAUUUGGGGGCCGACACGCAAAGGAGAAGACUGUUGUAGCCCUGCAGCAUUUGAUGGGUGACACAGUUGCCGAGCAAUUUAGUUGGUACGGGAAAAAAGGGAAGAUGAAGUUCUAUGAACUUAACAGUUGUGAUAUCCUGCUGAAGGACCUUUGUAGAGCAAGAACUCGGUCAAAAGCAAGUGGCACAGCUGCAGACACUACCCCAACCUACAAGGAAGUUGAAGCUGCAGUAAAGGACUGGCUGCGUAGGGCUAAAGAACGAAGAGCCAGCCGUAGUAAAGCACAAGUCUCCCAAGAGGAAGAACUCAUCCCAGAUCCAGAAUGA